Messenger RNA from Anopheles coluzzii, 1635 nucleotides. RefSeq lists its product as uncharacterized. The record is from RefSeq and is a predicted model, not a curated record. The annotation marks the transcript as partial. Lineage: Eukaryota; Metazoa; Arthropoda; Insecta; Diptera; Culicidae. The transcript has 2 exons.
UUCAUCUUUGAAUCGAUUGAUGCGAAUGCUUAUUUUUGCGCAGUUUCCAGUCAAACGGAGCUACACGCUGGCAAGAGUCCAGGAGUGAGGGAAAGCUUGCAGCCGAACGUUUGCGAACCGCAACAGGUUGGCAUCUUAAGGGGAGCAGCAGCGUACACUAAAUCAUAUCGCAACAGUGAUGAUAUCCUUAAACAUCUCGCCGUUGCAUAUCUGUUCACCAUCCUGAAGUCACCCCCGAAAUGGUCACCAGAAACGUUCUCCGAAAUAGUGGCCCAGGAGUUGUCGAUCGCCAAAGCCCCACUGGAAACCAAGCUCCCAAUCCGUCGAAACGACAAAACGUACAACAUUCAUCUCUCGAGCACACUCGUAAAGGGACGCUUCGUAACACCGCAGGACCGGUCGGAUCACGUUCACCUAAGCAUCCAUCAGGCACUAUCGCGCAUCAAGCGCGGAAAGGCAGCCGUGUGGAAGUGUGACGGACACUUCUUCCUCAUACGCCGUCUCUUAACCGGCUGGUACUUCUACACCCCGAGCCUGCAGGACAAACCGGCCCUCAUGUUCUUCAGCUGUCCCCAGCUGAUGGUGAACCUCGUACAGGACACGUAUGGUUGCACCGAACGCUCCAAGUACUUCCUUUCCAACGUGGUGCUGCACUCGGUCGAGGAAGGUGAUGUGGUGCGCAUCGUGUGGAAGAUGAAACGCUCCAUCGGGAUGAAGCUGCUCUCCUCGCUGGAAGCGAUCCUGCACGGUAACAUCUAUCUGGUACGACCGAGCCUGGAACGGUCGCUAGAAAUUGGGCUGAACGUGCUGGACCAUGCGCAGCAGGAUCGCACCAAACCCCGCUCCUGGGACAAUAAGCUACUGAACGGUUGCUUCAAGCGUGUUGAAACGCACUGGAAAGCAGCCGAACGGAUGGCGUGCUUUGUGCGCGACAAAAGCGAACCAAACUACACGAUCGGCGGGUAUACGGUAACGUGCCGUACCUCGCCGAUAGGACACCGGCAGCGCAAACACUUCGAGGAGAUGGUGAACUACUUUCUUGCCUCCUGCACCGCGCUGCUGAUCGUGGGCCGAGACUGUUGCUUUGUGUUUUGGGCGCGGGACAGCUUCAUGUACUGGUUCAGCCCGUACCGGUACAGUGCGCUGCAGGAGCGGCCCGAGAUUGUACAAAGCCGUGCCUGCUUUCUGCACAUGACGAACGCGCUCGCCAAAGCGUCCCAAUCGCUGUACGAGUAUCUGUACGAGCUGGGCGUGUUUCCGGAUAGUACGAUCGAGCUGCUGCCGGUGCGCAUCGAGGAUGGGAGUGCACACGCCCCCAUACCGGACGAUGGGGACGAGGAUUCGCUCGACCAGAAAGGGCUUACGAUACCGCCGGCGAGUGAGCAGGGCUGGACCAACUUCUACUCGCCGACGCUGCACAGCCCGUCCGAGUUGCGGUUGGCUCGGCAGAUGCUUGAUAUGGUGUAUCAGACAGCUGAGGAUCGUUGUGGUUGAGCGGCUGUGAGUAUCUGGUUACCGGACAACAUUUUCACACUCAUUGGAAGCAAAAUGGAUUAACCGCACAAGUGUUCAGAAGCAUUUGUAAUGUGAUCCACUGAAAGGAUCCAGGAAAGAUUACACAGCCCAUCCGAUUAA